AUGGCACAUUCUAAACUUGUUUCAUUUCCGACGAAGCGAUGUUUGAAACAUCCUGGUGAAAUCAUUAACAUCUAUUGUGGAGACCAUGAUGUCGUCUGCAUUAGCUCGUGCAAGGUUCUCGAGCACAGCAACUGUUCUAAAACCAAGCAUUUGAUAGACGCGGCUAAAGGUGUACAAAAAAGUAAAGAGUACCAAACUAUCAAACAAGACGAUGCCGUUAGAGUUCUUGCAGACCGGAAAGCUGAUAUUUCUCGUAUCGAGAAUGAAAGAAAAGAUGUCAAGAAAAUUAUUGCUGAUUUUAGAAAGAAAGUAAAUAAGUACUUUGAUGACCUUGAGCAAAAAACUCUCGAUGCUUUACAUAAAAAAGCGGAAAUUAUCGUGAGCAGUUGCAAACAAAAUACAGAAGAUCUUACCGUCAUGAAAUCAACAACUGAGGACAUGCUGAAGCAGCUAGAGUCAUUCAAGGGAGAUAAUGAGUGCGAUCUCUUUGUACAAGUCAAAACCGACAAGAAAUUCUUAAGUAAUGCUAUGCAAGAAGUUCUUAAUAUCUCGAAGAAGGUACGGAAAGAUGCUAUUAACUUUAGAAUCGACCCGAAAAUCGAGCCAUACGUUAGUUCACUUGAAGGUCUGGGCACCUUUACAGAUAUCCCUGUAAACGUUGGUCAACUUUCACUAGCAACCACAGACAGACAUGUAAGCCAGUCACGUGCAUCGGCGUCAUCCCCGCAGACGUUUCCGGAUAAUCGUGAUCCGCUUCCUAUAUUCAAAACACAGCUGUAUGGUAAAUUUGAUGUAAAGGAGAAAUCUGAUUCUAAUGUGUGUACAAUAACAGGCAUCUGCCAGUUACCAGACGGAAAUAUCCUUAUUGCUGAUUGUGACAACGAGAAGCUGAAGAGACUAGAUCAGUCAUAUAAACUUCCCGAUUCUCUACGACUGCCCGGUGGUCCAUAUAGUAUAUGUAACGUUGGUUCUGAUGAGAUUGCUGUGUAUCUGCCUGGUGCUAAGAAAGUUCACUACAUAUCUGUAAGAAAGGAACUGACAUUGACGAGAUCAUUCAGUACAGUUAACUACUGUAGAGGAAUGGUUUAUGUUGAUAAUAAACUGUAUGUUUGUCGUGGUGAUUUGUGUGAUUCAGCUUCCUAUUGUAUAAAAGUGUAUAACAACGCUGGUCGGCUACAGCAUUCUAUAAGUGGAUUAUCUUCCGUGCCAGCAUACAUCACAGUCACAGAUGAUGGUCAGCAUCUUCUUGUUACCAGCUUGAACAGUGAUAACAUUACUAUGAUGGAUCUGACUGGUAAUGUAGUCAACACGUUCAGCAACAGGGACUUGAAAGAACCUUACGGCAAAUGUACUGAUUGUAAAGGUCUGGUGUUUAUCUGUGGGUGGAAAAGUAUCACAGUUGUUCAGUUGGAACCCAAGCAGCAGAAGAUAGACGUGAUUCUGGGAGAGAAAGAUGGUAUCAAGAAUCCUUGGGCUAUUUACUAUGACAGAAAGCAGUCGAGAGUAUUGAUCUCCUGUUAUCAAUCAAAUCAACUUAUGCCGACAAAAAGGAGAACAAAAAGUGCUAGAGGAAGGGGCAGAACAAUGCCCGCCCUACCUUUAGAAGUCCAGUCUGCACCAGACCCUGCAACAACUGAAGAGGUCGCAACAACACCAGCUCCAUCUAUAGAAGGAAUCUCUUCAUUAUCAUCCCUCCCGUCUUCAGAUUUGGGUAGCGAGAGAAGGAAAUCCAGGGACUCCCCAGAAAUAAACGGAAGGCCAAAGAACAUGCCAAUCUUACCGAGGAGCAGGAGGAUGACAAGUUCGAAUGGCUUAAAUUAA
This is a messenger RNA of Mercenaria mercenaria, 1821 nucleotides long. RefSeq lists its product as uncharacterized. The record is from RefSeq and is a predicted model, not a curated record. The transcript has 3 exons. Bases 1 to 1821 code for a protein of 606 amino acids. NCBI's taxonomy places the organism in Eukaryota, Metazoa, Mollusca, Bivalvia, Venerida, Veneridae.